Messenger RNA from Scomber japonicus (chub mackerel), 915 nucleotides. RefSeq names its product free fatty acid receptor 2-like. Gene Ontology annotation, molecular function: G protein-coupled receptor activity. The transcript has a single exon. The record is from RefSeq and is a predicted model, not a curated record. NCBI's taxonomy places the organism in Eukaryota, Metazoa, Chordata, Actinopteri, Scombriformes, Scombridae. Gene Ontology annotation, biological process: cellular response to fatty acid; G protein-coupled receptor signaling pathway. The coding region runs from base 1 to 915 and encodes 304 amino acids. Gene Ontology annotation, cellular component: plasma membrane.
AUGGAGCCAGUGGUGAGGAGUGACGUCAUUCUCUCAGUUUACAUUAUUACCUUCCUGAUCGGCCUACCAGCCAACCUCCUGGCUCUCUAUGCCUUCAGUGUCAAGAUUCGCUCCAAGCCGCUUCCAACAGACAUCCUGCUACUCAAUCUGGUUAUCUCUGAUCUGCUCUUCUUGGCCGUCCUUCCUCUCAAGAUGCACGAGGCAGCAUCAGACUGGAUAUGGAAUCUGCCCAAAUUCCUGUGCUCCAUCACAUCCUUCAUCUACUUUUCUGCAAUCUACACCAGCUCCUUGCUGCUGAUGGCAGUGAGCGUGUUUCGCUACAUAGGGAUAGCUUUUCCCAUCUCCUAUCGUCAGCUAAAAAGACCUUCGUAUGCCAUUCUGACCUGCGCUAUUAUUUGGUUCAUCUCAACAGCACACUGCAGCUUCACUUUCGUCAUUCAGCACCACCCUUCCCUGUCCAACAACAACACCACAGCAUGUUAUGAGAGCUUUACUGAGAAGCAGUUGGAGUUCCUCCUCCCAGUACGUUUCGAGAUUUUUAUUGUGCUCUGCCUUAUACCUCUUCUGAUCUGUAUUUACUGCUAUUUGCAGUGCAUCUUGAUCCUGUACAGUCGUCCCAGGAUAUCCCAGGUGAAGAAGCAGAAGGCCAUUGGCAUGGCUUUGGGGACUCUAGUUGUGUUUCUCAUUUGUGUGUUGCCAUUUAACCUCUCUCAUGUACUGGGCUUCUUUCAGGGUAGCAGCCCACAAUGGAGGUACUACACCCUGCUGCUUAGCACCCUCAACACUUGUAUUGAUCCCAUAAUCUUCUACUUUUCCUCCUCUGCCUUCCACUGCACUGGUGAAAAGUCCAUUUUCAGGAACUGUAGAUUACCUGCAUCACAAUUACAUAACCAGGCCACAGGCUCUAGCCAAUGA